Molecule: messenger RNA, 2885 nt
Organism: Anarrhichthys ocellatus (wolf-eel)
Lineage: Eukaryota; Metazoa; Chordata; Actinopteri; Perciformes; Anarhichadidae
Gene: bhlhe40
Product: basic helix-loop-helix family, member e40
Exons: 5
Coding region: 439-1638 (399 amino acids)
Biological process (GO): regulation of DNA-templated transcription
Molecular function (GO): DNA binding; protein dimerization activity
Source: RefSeq, a predicted model, not a curated record
UGCGUGCGUGCGUGCGCGUGUUGUGCGGGGAGGGUGAGGAGUUGAAAGCGCCGUCCAACACGUGAGGCUCAUGUGACGGUGUCGAGUCUGUCUCCAGCCGAGAGACGUGCCUGCAGUCACAGGGUUUAUUUAACACGUAGUCAAAAACCCACCCAGAUCUCUCACACACUCAGCCGGGCGCGGAUCCUCCCCAGACCUACUACCGAGUCCGGACCUUCAGGGUGACAACACUGCGCACUGCCCAAACUCCAGCUCACAGCGGGAACGCACACGCACACACUGGAUAACAGGAGAUAUUAUUGUUCUUUAUUAUUAUUUUUUUUGUGUGUGUGUGAUUUUAUUUCUUCGGGUUUGAAGUGCGACCGCAGAGAUACAUUUGGAACGUUUUGAAGGUUUUUUUUCUCCAACUCGUUUCUUCGGGAUUCACAGUUGAGUAACAUGGAGAGGAUUACCAGCGGGCAACCACCACCAUCACUGGAUAUAGCUGACAUGCAAGGAAUCGAUUUCUCCAUGUAUGUGUACAAACCCAGGAGGGGCAUGAAGCGCGGGGAUGACAGCAAGGAGACGUACAAGUUGCCACACCGACUGAUCGAAAAGAAAAGACGCGACAGAAUCAACGAAUGCAUUGCCCAGCUGAAGGAUUUGUUGCCCGAGCACCUCAAGCUUACGACGCUGGGUCAUUUGGAGAAAGCUGUGGUGCUGGAACUCACUCUCAAGCAUGUGAAAGCCCUAAGUGGCAUCCUGGAGCAGCAACAGCAGAAGAUCAUGGCGCUACAGAACGACCUGCAGAUUGGUGACCAUGGAGGUGAGAGCAGUGAGGAGAUGUUCCGCUCCGGCUUUCACUUGUGUGCGAAGGAGGUCCUCCACUAUCUGACCAGCCAAGAAAGCAGCAGGGACCUGACUCCCUCCCACGUCAUCAGCCACAUCCAAAAGGUCGCGGCUGAAGUCCUGCAUCAUCAGAGCAGCGCGGACGAGUCCGUCCCUCAAGCUUCGGAGAACCCGAAGAAGCAGCCCGCCGGAGAGCUCAAGAGGACGUCCGAGGGCUCGGCCAAGAACUGUGUCCCCGUCAUUCAAAGGACUUACCCCCACGUGGCGGGGGAGCAGAGCGGCAGUGACACGGACACUGACAGCGGCUAUGGGGGAGAGCAUGAGAAAGCCCAGUGGUCAGAGAGCCACGCGAAGGAGGGGGAGCGCAGGUGCGCCGCGUCCGAGGCGACGGCCGGUGCCAUCAAGCAGGAGGGCGGUGAGCCUCGGGCCAAGAAGUCGAAGUCUGACUCCUCAGAGGACGAGAUUCUCUCCAGUCACGUGGCAGGAGGCCCUGGCAGCUACAUGAGCUUCUCCCCCAACCAGGCCCCGUUUUGCCUCCCCUUCUACCUCCUCCCUCCCGCCGCUGCUGCGGCGGCGGCUGCGGCCUAUCUGCCCAUGCUGGACAAACGCUGGUACCACGGGGGCAUGCCUGUUAUGUACCCGGGCAUGAGCGGCUCUGCAGCGAACGGGCCCCAGGAGACGUCUCCCUCAUCUCUGGUGAUGUCCCCGAGGGCAGGGUCUCCAGCAUCCUACCAGAACCCCAUGGACUCCCCUGCCCUGCACAAAGCUUUAAAGCAGGUUCCCCCGUUGAACCUGGAAACCAAAGACUGAGCAGAUGUGUUUCUGUUGGAAUCUUGCCCUCUGAAUGUUGAUGCGGUUAAAAAGAAAACAACAACCCCACAAACGCACUGGUAUCCCUUCAAACCACAGCCGUUGUUUGGCCCAUCAGAACAUUGACCCUGGCAACGACCCCAAAAGGGGUCACCGUUGUCUAUCAUCGGCUCCUCACACACUGAAACCGGACUUUUAGGGGCGACCCGGAGUGCCCACACGAAGGCGCAGAGAUCACCUGUCGCACGGCUCUGAAACACUGAAGAAGAUCAGUUCAAAGACGAUGAGCGCGCAAAGAGAUCUAGAGCGGUGUUUUAUUUUUGUUUGUUUGUCAGUGAGCUUCUCUGCACUCGGUGUUGAAUGUCAGAGGUAAACACAGAAUGUAAGGCACAGAUAAGCCCCCCCCCCCCCAAAAAAAAAUGAUUUGGACCUACUGUUUUGCACACACACACCACUCUGUAUUGAAUGUAAAGAUUGAACAAAAGCCCCUUGUAGAUGCUGCUUGAAUUAUUCUUGACCUGCUGUGGAUCUGUGAAUGGAGGAUCUACUUCAAGUGUUUCCUGUAGCUGAAACAAAACCAUUGUUUAGACAAGAAUGUUACCAAAAAAGAAAAUGUUCACGAGAGAGCGUCACAAGAGGCACUUGCUCCCAUGAUCCCUCAAUUACCUUGAGGCCAAAUGGACAGCGCUCCCGGUGUUCUAAUAAUUCAGGGUGUUGUCACUGUACGAGGUGUGCCACUCACAUCUAUUUUUAAAAAAGUGUUGUGGCCGUGCGCGCUUUUUUUUUUUUUUUUAAACGAUUUAAUUUGUGACUCAUGACUAUUUGUGCAUCUAGAUGGAGUCCCCCGUGAAGUAAUGUCUUGUAAUAUUUUUUUUUUUGCUUAUACUACUCGUACAUCUCUAUUUUUGAUACGUGACCCGCUGAGUGUAUUCGCAUCGCGACCAGGUAGAUGAAGGUUGAGGCAGUCCUUUUGCUGUGUGCCAACACAAAGGUGUGCAGCAUACAGCGUCAUGCUCAACCAGAUUUGCAUCUCGUCCGCAAAUUCCCAGUCAAGUUAAGGCCUGAUCUUAGCUCAUGCUGUUGCCUUUACUCGCGUAACGCAGACACACACACACACACACACACACACAAACCAUGGCAGGUGUUUCAAUGUAUUUUUGCUUUAAAUGUCGUGUCCGUGGCAAAGAGAGUGAAUGUAAAGUUCAAAGAAAAACAAUAGUUUUGUAUAGAGAGAGGUACUUGGGAUU